Messenger RNA from Phytophthora nicotianae INRA-310, 1973 nucleotides. RefSeq lists its product as hypothetical. Gene Ontology annotation, molecular function: cysteine-type endopeptidase activity. The record is from RefSeq and is a predicted model, not a curated record. Gene Ontology annotation, cellular component: lysosome. The transcript has 2 exons. The coding region runs from base 405 to 1172 and encodes 255 amino acids. Lineage: Eukaryota; Oomycota; Peronosporomycetes; Peronosporales; Peronosporaceae.
CCGCCGCUCAUACAGACGGCCGUAGCCUCCCCGUCGAUUCGCUACUAUACUCCGAUGGCGAGGAAGGUUCGUGUCAUGGCUUUACGACCAAGGACACGUGCAUAAAGAACCACUGCGCUUGGUGCGUCUGUGCUGCCGUUCCGUCGUCCUGCUACACGCCCGAGGAAGCGGAUCAGCUGCCUCCCGCCAUUUUCCAGUGCGACAAGGGACAGCAGCUCUUGUCAUGGGAUCUGACGAGUGUCCCGUCGACAUCUGCGGAACUUAACAGCCUCUUUGAGGCCUGGAAGGGCCAGCACGCCAAGAGCUACGACUCCCCCAUCCAGAACGAGCUUCGUCGCGGUAUUUUCGAAGUGAAUGCGCGUUCAGUGGCUGCGCACAACAGUAAAGAGGACAAGAGCUUCGUUAUGGAGCUCAAUGAGUUCGCAGACACCACGUGGGACGAAUUCCAGAGCUGGUACUUGGGCGCUCCGCAGCAAUGCUCGGCCACGGAGAGGAACGGCGUGGUGUACGGCGAAGUACCGGUUGAGAAGGACUGGAGAGCUGACGGAGCAGUGUCACCCGUCAAGAACCAGGGCAAGUGUGGCUCGUGCUGGACGUUCUCCACGACGGGAUGUCUAGAGAGCCACGUCAAGCUCAAACACGGCGAGUUCACGAUCCUGUCCGAGCAGAAUUUGCUAGACUGUGCGCAGAACUUCGACAACCAUGGAUGCAAUGGCGGACUGCCGUCUCAUGCCUUCGAGUACGUCAAGUACAAUGGAGGCUUGGACACGGAGGAGACUUACCCUUAUGAGGCCAAGGAGGGUAAAUGCAAGUUCAACACAUACCAUGUUGGUGCUCAAGUGGACCAAGUGGUGAAUAUCACGGCUCGUAAUGAGAACGAACUGAAGGCUGCUGUGGGGUCUACUGGUCCCGUGAGUAUCGCCUUCCAGGUGGUAUCGGACUUCAGGUUCUACAAGUCUGGAGUGUACGAGUCUAAGGAAUGUCACUCCGGCGAAAAAGAUGUGAACCACGCCGUGUUGGCUGUGGGCUAUGGCGUGGAGGACGGCAAGGACCACUGGAUCGUCAAGAACAGUUGGGGCACCAAGUGGGGCAUGGACGGCUUCUUCCAGAUCGCUCGUGGCAGCAACAUGUGCGGCCUGGCCGACUGCGCCUCGUACCCCAUCGUGGUGUAAAGCUGCGGAUUACUGCUGGCCAUCGUCUUUCAUGCAGCGAUGAACGAAGGUUGUGCAUGUAUAUGGGUUCGAUUAUUGUUGUUGUAUUAACGCAUUAGGUGAUCACCAUCAAGAGUACGGUGUCGCACUUAUAGGGCGCUCUUGAUGAUCUUCUCAAACUCAGGCUUGAGCGAGGCGCCGCCGACCAGGAAGCCGUCGACGUCAGCGAGCGCAAUGAGCUCCUCGCAGUUGUCGCCCUUGACAGAGCCGCCGUAGAUAAUGCGGACGUUCUCAGCCACCUCGGGGGACACCUUGCUAGUGAUCCAGCUACGCAGAUCCUUGUGGGCCUCCUGGGCCUGAGCAGGAGUGGCCACAACGCCCGUGCCGAUAGCCCACACGGGCUCGUAGGCGAUGACAAUGCGGGCCCAGUCGGCCUCAGUGACGAUGUUAGCCAGAGCCUCCGUCUGACGGAUAAGCACGUCCAUCGUCUUGUUGGACUCACGCUCCUCGAGCGACUCGCCAAUGCAGAAAAUGACCUUAAGGCCCAAGUCUAGCGCGCGCUUGGUCUUCUUGGCCACAAUCUCGUCCGUCUCGUUGUAGUAGGCACGACGCUCCGAGUGGCCCGUGAUAGUCCACUCCAGACCGAAGUCCACAAGCUGCUCGGCAGCGAUCUCGCCCGUGUAGGCGCCCGUGCCAGUCAGACUAACGUUCUGCGCGCUCACAGCAAUUUUCUUCUGCAGCAGCGACUUGGCCAGGUCAAUGUGGAGCGCAGGGGGCGACACAACCACCUCGACCUUGUCCGAGGUGAUCUCCACCUUGUUG